This is a messenger RNA of Funneliformis mosseae, 276 nucleotides long. Lineage: Eukaryota; Fungi; Glomeromycota; Glomeromycetes; Glomerales; Glomeraceae. The record is from the annotation of a GenBank genome assembly.
AUGCUAAGACCAAAGAAAGAGAACAAUAAAAAUCAACAAAAACAACUAACUCACUCUCGCCCUGGUACUCCAGAGCAACAACCAAAGAAAAAACAAAACACCUUACAAAAUGUUGAACCCGAAAGCAGUAUGUCCACCAACAACAACAACGAAACUCCACUUAUGAACGUCGACCCUUCUCCGCUCGAUAAAGGAAAGGGCAAAGAAGUUUUACAAAAAGAGCCCUCAAGAUAUUUUCACAAAAAAGACGAAAUUUUUUACUUUCUUCCCAACUGA